ACCCAGCUGCACCCCCAGCACCAGCGGCUGCUGAGCCAGCGGCAGCAGCAGGGGGGACAGGCACACAGCAUCUCCCCCAAGAAGCUAUGGUAUCCUAAAGUGGACCCUUAUGCGGGGCUGAUGACCUCCAAGGAGAAGGACUGGGUGGUCAAGGUGGAGAUGAUCCAGCUGCAGAGUGAGAACAUGGAUGAUGACUACUACUACCAGACCUACUACCACCGGCUGGAGCGCAAGCAGGCGGAGGAGGAGCUGUUUGGUGGCCGCAACAAGCAGGAGCCCCCCAAGCUGGUCACCCCCUUCAUCCAGAAAGUGGAGACCUAUGACUCUGUGGUGCGCAUCGCAGGCUCGCUCGGCCAGGUCGCUGUCUCCACCUGCUACAGCCCUCGCCGCGCCAUCGACGCUGUGCACCAUGCCCUGGUGGAGGAGGCCACAGGGAGUCACCGUCUCCGGGCACUGCACAGGAUCGAGAAGCUCUUCCUACAGCUGCUGGAAGUGGAGGAGGUGCAGCGGAAGAUGUCCCUGGCUCUGGAGAAGCAGCAGCAGCCCUGCUGUCAGGAGCAGAAGAGCCAAGAAGUGGAGAGUAUCUACCAAGCCUUGAGAAUCAGGGCUUGCAGCAGCCAAGAGGAGGCAGAGGAUGAGUUCCUGCAGCUCCUGUGUGUUCGGAAGGGCAAGAAGCUCCUGGCCCGGCUGCUGCCCCACCUGGCCCGGGAGCAAGCGGAGAAGCUCCUGCUGACCAUCACCCACCACCUGCCCUUCCUCAUGAAGAAGGAUGUGCUGGAUGAGUCUCUCUCCCUGCUCUACAACCCCUUGAACAAGGUGGUGGCUGGGACCAGCUUCAGCAAGCUCAUCGAGGUCCUGCAGGAGAUGACCAGGCCUCUGCCUGACUCCCCUGAGCUCCCCCUCACCAUGGCCUUGAAGAACCAGUUUGGGAUCUCUUUGCUGUACUCCCUGCUGAGCCACGGCGAGAGGCUGCUGUCCUGCGAGGUGCCGCUGGAGCCCUGCCCGGGGGACUUCGAGACGUGGACGGACACAGUGUUCCUGGUUGCCCGGGAGCUGUCGCAGGUGCCCAAGGCCGCGCUGGUGGAGCCUCUCUUCUUGCCCAGCAACCUCCUCUCGCUCUUCUGCCGCUACCUGGACAAGCAAACCAUCCACCACCUGGAGGUCAAGAUGGAGUGA
Messenger RNA from Indicator indicator, 1176 nucleotides. It is a transcript of the gene PATL2, whose product is annotated as PAT1 homolog 2. The record is from RefSeq and is a predicted model, not a curated record. Gene Ontology annotation, molecular function: RNA binding. The transcript has 10 exons. Gene Ontology annotation, cellular component: P-body. The coding region runs from base 121 to 1176 and encodes 351 amino acids. Lineage: Eukaryota; Metazoa; Chordata; Aves; Piciformes; Indicatoridae. Gene Ontology annotation, biological process: P-body assembly; deadenylation-dependent decapping of nuclear-transcribed mRNA.